AUGGGUGUCUCAGGUUGCAUUCCCGAGCCAUUUGAAAAAGUUUAUGGUGAUGUGAUCUGCACUAUUGUAUGUAUUGCUCGGGAUGAUAACUGGUGGAGAGCUGGUGCUGAUGGUUGGCAAUGCCUUGUUCGACCUGCCUCGCAACUCUCUGCCUUUGGAGAUGAGGAGACACCUGGAACAGAAUACAGAAGGUGUGCAAGUUAUUAUUGCACAAGCUGUGUUGACUGCCUUGAUGUGAAUAUUAAAUUUUCAGGAGUACGAGAUUUUGAAUUUACGGGUGAGUUGUGUGUGUUUGACCUGUUGGGCAUCAUGCUGUACCACGGUUGGGUUGUGGAUCCCUCCAGUGAAGUUGCCCCUGUCAUCACAGACCUCUCUUAUAAUCAGCUGACUAACAAUAUCUUCGCUUGGAGGGAAGAAGCUGUCAAGAACAAUAACAACGACUUGCUUGUCAAAGCAAUGUUGUGUGAGGAGUUUAUGGCAAACAGCGGAUCGCAAUUAACAAUCCACGGCUUAUUUGAACUCGGGUCAGCUUUACAAAGGGAGGAGAUUGCGGUUCUCUUCAGAAACAACCACUUCUCAACCAUAUAUAAGAGAGGGGACCAGUUAUACCAGCUUCUGACUGACCAGGGAUUCCUCCAUGAGAACAUGGUGUGGGAAACACUCAAUGAUGUUGAUGCCACUUUCUCGGAAUUUGUGAAUGGAAACUUCCAGCCCAUUCCCCCAGUACCUGAGUCGACUCCUUCCUCUGAAGCUGCUCAGAACAUGACCAUGCAACAGCAGAUCAACUCAGAUCAACAGUUGGCAGCGAUGCUUCAACAUGAGGUAGAGCUGCAGCAGCGUCAACAACAAAACUUUGAACGUCUAAAGGAUUCACUAGGGCUUCACAAUAUGUCUGAUGAAGAAAUGGCACAGAAGCUGCAGGAGGAAGAGAACCGCCUGGCUGCAGAAGCAGAAGCAGAGGCAGGAGCUACACGUUACCAGCCGCACCCCUCCUCAGACACGGCAGGUGCCACAAACCCCUCCGCAAGUUCAAGAGGAGAAGAGAAAAAAAGAUUGUACCAUCCUCUGAAAUAUUUUGAAGCUUUCAUUCUUUGGAACUUGUAUUCAUAGCUCUUUGAGUGUCUUGUACUGAAGGACCCAUCCCAUUCUUAUACCUGGAUGCUGCAAGUUCCUGGAGUAUAAAGAUGCAAUUUUUCAAGAAUUCAUUUUGGACAGUUCACCCUUACAACCUACCAAGGCAUAUGUUUCAAGGUCAAUAGUUGAAGAAAAACUCCUAUCUUUCUAUAAAUAAUGCUAUGUGUUGAUCUUGUCAGAUGAAGAAAGAAUGAAAGAGUAUUACCAUUAUAGAAAGCUUACAAAGUGAUAUUCUCAACAGUUAAUAUUUGUAUACUGUUACUGUACAGGAUGCAUUGUCUGUAAUGGACUAUUUUAAAAUGUAGAUGGACAAUGUUAGAAAGCUAAAAGACAAAGAUUAAGAUUUAUCAAGUCAAACGCAGAUCACUUGAACCUGAUGGUAGCGGUGUUGCCACUAAGAUCUAGUGACAUUUCGAUACACCCUACAUCUUCCACUGUGAUAUUACAUUGCAAAGGGAAAAGAAUUACCAUGCAUCAAGAGUUAUAUUUGUUACAUCAGCAUAGCUUUUUAAGUUUGUCAAGACGUUGAUCAAUUUCAUUCAUAGUCGUAAAGUGGUUGGUUUUGCUUGAAGAUACAGGAACAAUCUCUAUUAUGGUUUCUUAAAUUUGCUGUUACAUAACUUAUUGAUGCAUGAGAUUCCCCUGGAUUUAUAAUAGAGCCUCAGUUAUAUAAGAAUUAUAAAUUAGAAAUAUAGGCACAAAGCUUGUAUAUGUAUAUAUACGGUACUUGGAACUGUGCAAACAUUAUGUAUGUAUGACCAGUACUAAAUUCUUAAAUUAUAUGAAGUUAUUUGAAAUUAUUGGUAAUUCUUUAUUCAGAAAUGUUUAAAUGCAAGUUGAAAUUGAUAGGCCUGAAGUUUAUGGUGCACACAUGGAAGUCUGUAUAUUCCUAAGGAUUUGAAAAAACUCUUUUUGAUGUUAAAAUGAUUAGAACUGACUUUUGAAAUUAAGGUAAAAGUUACCCACUUGUAAAUAUGAAUAUCUCAAAAUUAUUUAAUGUUUUACUUCAAACAUUUUUUUUAAUUAUUUGCACCCUUCUAAGCAGGAAGAAUAUACAGCUAUGGAUGAAAAUGUUACAAGAUUCACCAUAAUAGAUAGCAUAAUGUAUUUAAUCUUGAUACAAUUUGAAUUUGGCUUGUUAGCAGCAAAAUAUGGAGUAGUUAAGAAAGCAAUGAUGCCUUCAUUUUAAAUUGGCAUUCAAUAUUGUGAAUUCCAUUGAGUGGAAAGUUAAAAGUUUAAUUAUUUUCAAUGUUUGAUUAUAUGUAUGUGUAUGUAUACAUGUGUGCAUGCUAGUGUGUGUGCAAGAGAGUGCAUGUCCAUAUUUCUGACUAGUAUUAUAAGAAUGAAAUAAAAGUAUUGGGACUUAUAUUUGUACUUUACAAUUUUAUUUAUGAAGCAUCAUCAAAAUUUUUGAACACAUGCAUAAAUUAUUACUUAACAUAUUAGUAACUUUGCAGAACUAUGAGGAACAUAAAUGGCACAGAUAUAUUGCAAAGUAGAUUAUAAUUUAGGGAUGCCUCAGGAAAUGAAAUAGAAUUUUAGACCAGUACAUGAAUUGGUCGAAUUUUUCACCUUCUGCUUAGAUAUGUAUCAGAGAACAUCAGCUUUGGGAAGCUUAGUAGCAGUCCACUGUCAGUUCUAAGGUGGGAGCUGUUGGCAAGGGUGCAGUGUAGCUUGGUGACUUAAUCACAGACCGGUACAGCUUUACAUUUUAUGAAAUGAGGCCUUCCGUGUAACAGAGGUGUUCUCCGACCAAUUGCCCUACGAUACAUUUAAUGAAUAUUUUGUUGAUUUAGUUUCGUCUAUUACAUAAACAUUGAUAUGUUUGUAUUAAUACACAAGUCAUGAGAGGUCAUUAAUGUAAAAAUAUCAAUGCUUAUGCUAUAGAUGAAAACUUAAACUAAUAAUAUAUUUAAUAAACACAGCAGUUGGCCUGAGAAUGCUUUUGGAUGCGUGCACCCUCAAAUGAUUAUCUUAGCCCAUAAUGCAGGAAAUAUGCUUUGUCUUUAGGAUGUAUGGAAUUGUUCUCAUAAGCUGACUGGUAUAAUUUGCUGUGGGUUUGACAUGUAUGCCUUUGAAUGAGAAAUCCAGUCUGUUUUUUUUAUGGCAUUAAGUAUUUACAUGUUAUAUUCAACUUGUGCAUUAUUUAACAAUAUGGAAAACACAGUAAUUUCAGUGCUGUCUCUCUAUUGGCCACUAUGACUUAAUAUUUCCCUUAUAAAACCAUAUCUGCAUGCAAAAUUAUUGAUUCACAAAGAGAUGAUAGCUGUACAUCCAAAACAUGUUCUCAGGUGUAGCUGGAAACUUGGGAAAAUAUGGUUGCAGUAUAAUAGUUCAAGAUUAUAUUUUGUUGACUUGUUGCAAAAUCAUCCAGAACUCCUUGCCCAACCAUAUUACCUUAAUUAGGGUACUUUGUUUUGUCUUUGAAUAUUUUAUAAGGAAGAAAUUGAUUUGCAUUUUAUCUUCUAAUAUUAUAUCUUGUCUCUUCAAAGUCAUAUGAUCUGUUUGUCAGUCUUUGAAUGAUGUGCAGAGCUAGGUAAUAGAGGUAGUGUGACUAAUAGUUGAGAUUUGUUAUUAUGUUCUACUGUUGAAAAAAAAAUCAAGAAAAUAAGAAAUAAGACUACUAUGGAAUACUGAUUUGAAGAUCCUGCCUAAAUGGGAGUAAUUUUUUUUCAUUAGUACACCUUACAGAAAACCACAUUGUUGUAGACUAUUCCUAAACUGUGUAUCCUGGAUCAUGGAGGAACCUUGCUAUCUCCACCACAGCUAAACUCCAUGGAGACCUUACAGGAUUCUUGGAUAAUCAUUACCGCUUCACUGUCGAUAACUAGAUGUGAAGCUAAUCGAUUGCUCAUUUGUAUAAUGGGACUAUUUUUUUUAAUCUUUAUAUGAACAAAUGAAGUUAUUUUGAAAUUUACUUAAGGCACUCUAGUAUUUGCAUUGAGUAUUGAGAGACAAAAUUAGGAGAGACUCAUACAUACAGUCUCUGUCUUAGUCACUAUAUAAUAUGAUGCCUCUGAAAGACUAUGUAGAUGUAAUUUUUGUAUGCAUUUUUUAUGUGAAUACUACAAGAAUUUUUGAUAUGGAGAUUGGAUCUAUGUUAGAGUAUAAGUGAUUGCUCAUUGUGCUGUACAUAUAUUUAUUUUUCAUAUAUUACACCAAGCCUUGUAGUGUUGGGCAUAUAUUUGUCAAAUUCCUAUAGAUCACCAAUACAUACUGAUACUGCAGCAUGCAAAGAAAAAAAUAACGAUACAUUAUCAAUUUAGAAUUGAGGAAGAAUUAUUCUCUAUAGACCAGAAGUUUGAAGGGAAUGCUAUCAGAUCCUUCGAUGGGGAAUGAAUAAACUUGAAGUGUUACAUGUAGUUAUUUUUUGCAAAACAGUUUUUCUGAAGUACUUGUUGCAGUUACAGUAAGAAGGUGAUUGUGCUUUGUAUUGUUAAAGAUUUGUUUGUAAGUGGAACACAAAUAUUUAAAGUCAUUCUUGCUAUGAAGACCAACACUACACAUUUACUUCUGAUUCACACAUCGUUAUUGCAAUACAAGAUGUCUGGCUGUUAGAUUUUUAGAUUUGUUUGUUAUAAUAUGCAUAGCUUAAAUUGUAAAGGUGAAGGCCUCUGUUUUACAUGAUAGUUAUGGUUUUAGUGUAAUCUUUGCACCAAUAUUGUAUUCAGUGUUGAAAGCACAAUACUGAGAUGCUGGUGUUUUUCUUUUCUUUUUAAUUUCAAGAAAAGGCAGGGAAAAUACUGAAAUACACAGUUGUUGGAUGAAGAAACAUUUAUAAAGUUUAAAUUUAGGCAGACAUUUUGUAAUAUUGUUCUGAUCAGUAAUCAGUGUUCUCAUUACUGUAACUCAAAAGAACAGUAAAUAAAAGUAAUGGAUGUUUAAAAAUCUGAAAGCGUAGUUUGACUCUGAUUCUGAAGAAGUACUUUUUCUUUCACUGGAUUGCUAAGUAUAUGAGACUGGUUUUGUAUAGUGUUACGUACAUGAAGUGGAUGCCCAAAAAAUGUUUCCAGUAUUUCCAUCUCGUAAGGUUAGGUUACACUCGAAGCAAAAAGCAAACAUUAGCUUAUUAGGUAGAAACCAACAAUGGUAAGAUGAUGAAACACAAGAAAAGUUUCAUAGGAAUGUUCUAGUGGAGAUCAUUACUACUGACGUUGAUUUAGCUCAUCCAUUACUAUUAAAGUUACUCAUUAAUUUUCAGCCUCAAUAAAACUUGAUAUAUGUAUGGAAAAAACAACACAAGGCAUCUGACUCUGAACAUAUACAGUAAAUAAAAAGUACAUGUGUUGGUAAUUAACACUGUUCUUUGACUGGAUAGUAAAUAUUUGUAAAUUAAGAAAGUGGUUUUGAAAAUAAUUUUCUCUUUCUUUUUCUAAUGGGUAUCAAAAAGUCUUAUCUAAUAUCAAAUUUGUAAUUUCAAAAUUUGUUUUAAAGUUUAUUUAUAUAUAUCAGUGGAUACAGAAAUAAGUGUCCUCAGACUGCUUUAUCUGGUAAGAAGUAACAUAUAAAUGACAAAAUGAUGAUAGACUAUACUCUGAAAGAGUUCAUUUUGAGUAGUUGGACGUGAAACUUUCCCGGAUAUAAACAAAAGUAUAAAAAAAAAAAUUAUUUUAUUAAUCAUAUGGGUUUCGUACUUAACAUUUCUCUAUUUCCUUUUGGUGUGUCCUAACAUCUGGGUGAUUUAAUAAGACAGCAACUCAUAAUGGAUUUUAUAACCACCAAACACUCUUAUGAGGCGUGUUCAAAAAAGAAACUUAAUAUAAGAAGCAUUUUUUUACGUUUUAUAACUUUAUCAAAAUCAGAAUUAUCUCAUUCAAAAUUCUCUUGAUAUGCCCUUCACCUUUGCUGUCACAUAUUCUUAGCUCACUGAAUAUUAUCUAAACUAUUAUUUCAUUAUCUUUUUUCUAGGUACACUCCACUUUAACAAGGUUUAAAAAUCUGUUACAUACACAAUAGAUGGGUCUGUUCUUAAGACUGGACCAUGCAAUAAUGUGAACAAAAACGAAGAUAAAAACAUCAACAAGCCCAGUGAGUUUUCAAAGUACUUGUUAAUUUAGUUCAUUUGCCUGUUUGAAUAGCAUUAUAUGUAACACCUUCAACAACCACUAAUGGAAAUUGAAUUUGAGAAUUAAACGAAAUGGAUGUCA
Messenger RNA from Penaeus vannamei (Pacific white shrimp), 6281 nucleotides. NCBI's taxonomy places the organism in Eukaryota, Metazoa, Arthropoda, Malacostraca, Decapoda, Penaeidae. The record is from RefSeq and is a predicted model, not a curated record.